Molecule: messenger RNA, 1556 nt
Organism: Chrysoperla carnea
Lineage: Eukaryota; Metazoa; Arthropoda; Insecta; Neuroptera; Chrysopidae
Product: zinc finger and BTB domain-containing protein 14-like
Exons: 8
Coding region: 149-1504 (451 amino acids)
Biological process (GO): regulation of transcription by RNA polymerase II
Cellular component (GO): nucleus
Molecular function (GO): protein binding
Source: RefSeq, a predicted model, not a curated record
GGACGUACGUUAUCAGAAACAAAAAUAAUUGUAAUAUUUGUGAUAUUUAAAUAAAUAAUUAAACUGUGUACAGUGAAUUGUUUAGAAACGUCGUUUGAUUUCAAUACAAUAAUUAGUUUUGAAAAGUUGGAAAUAAUAAGACAUUAUUAUGGCUGCUGCACCACCAUUGCAGCAGUUUAAUCUGCGUUGGAAUAAUCAUACAGCAAAUUUUGUAAAUGUUUUUCAAGAACAAUUUGCAAAUCAAACACUCGUUGAUGUUACAUUGUCAUGCCAGGGACAAUUUCUUAAAGCCCAUAAAAUGGUGUUAUCUGCAUGCAGUCCUUAUUUUCAAGAACUGUUUCAAGUACACUCAGCCCCACAUCCAGUAAUUAUAAUGAAUCAAAUGAAAUUUAAGGAUGUAAAAUUAAUUGUUGAGUUUAUGUACCGUGGCGAAAUCAAAGUUUUAGAAGAUGAUAUUGAUGGUAUGUUAGAGGUAGCUGAAACGCUACAAGUUAAAGGUUUAUGUACGGUUCGAAAUAAAUAUGAAAAAGGUGAUAUACAAAGUAACGAGAAUGAUGAAACACAAAAUAAGGAAAAUACAGGGACAACCUCAUCGAAAGAUUCUGGCAAUGCACGAGACGAAACAGAAAUGAAACAUCGAAAAAAACGAAAAAUGUCACAUACAGUCAAUGAAUUAGCCAACGAACCUUUGAAUGAACCUACCACUAAUGGAAACGUUAAAUCUUCUAAAAAUGACGACGAUCUGCCACCGGAGAUAAAAAUUGAGCCCCCAGAUAUAAAAGAUAUUGACGAUGAACAGGUUACUAAUAAUGAAUGGGAAAAUAGACUACUAAAGGAAGAGCCUGAUGAUACAAGACCUAGAAUAUUAAAAAGAAAAAAUAGAAUUUUCACAUCGAAAGAAUCAUCAUCAUUACCGAAAGCGAGCACAAGUUCUAGUGGAUUGAAGUAUAUUCCUAUUAAAAAUCAAUCAGAUGAGGGUAAAGGCGGUAAAAUACCACGGCCACCAAAUGCCUUUAUGAUAUUCGCAAAUGAAUGGAGACGUCGCUUAGCAACGGAGAAUCCACGUGAAAGUAAUAAAGAUAUAUCAGUACGCCUUGGUGUAUUAUGGAAAAAUUUAAGUUCGGACAUGAAAGAAAGUUAUUACAAGCAAGCAAGAGACGCUGAUUUGGAACAUAAACGAAAAUACCCCGGUUACUAUUACAGUCCAAAGGAAGCACGAUUACGAAAAAAUCAACGAGAUCUACUUAUGAACAAGUCACGUUCACCGAAGAAUGUCGAUGCAAUGCGGCUCGUCAAAGUAUACAUGCCAGAUACACUUAUAUCACCACCUUUGGUCCCUAUGACCAUCGCCUCUGAGGAUGAUCAAAUUGAAAUUGAUGAUGAAGAUGGCGGUGGUGUAGAUAUGGAUUCAGCUGACUUAGAUCUAGAUGAAGAUAGUGACAAACAAGACAAUGAUCUUGAUAAACCUGAUGAUAUGGAACAAGAUGAUGAUCAUAGCGAAUAAAUAAACAAACAAAAGAGAAUCACACACAAAAAAAAACUUUACAAUUUAAAAA